AUGUCAGGAAACACGGAUUGUAGCGUCAAAAACUCAUACGGAGUUUUCCCAGACCGGUCCACGUGUCGAGCUGCCAACGUGGCUUACCCAACAAGUGAAGCCGAGCUCGUCUCUAUCGUCGCAGCAGCCACUAAAGCCGGACGAAAAAUGCGUGUAACCACUCGAUAUUCCCAUAGCAUCUGUGAAGAUUGUGAUAACUUGAUGAACAACAUCCCUACCCUCGAAUGCACGGACGGAACUGACGGAUUGUUCAUAAGCACCAAGUUUCUAAACCACAUGGUGCAGUCAGAUGCAACGGCCAUGACCUUGACGGUUGAAAGUGGCAUGACGCUUAGGCAGUUUAUCGAUGAAUCUGCUAAAGUUGGAUUGGCGUUGCCUUAUGCACCGUACUGGUGGGGACUAACCGUGGGUGGUAUGAUGGGAACCGGUGCUCAUGGGAGCUCAUUGCGAGGUAAAGGAAGUGCGGUCCAUGAUUAUGUGACGGAAAUUAGGAUGGUUACUCCUGGCUCGGCCAACGAUGGGUUUGCAAAGGUUAGAGUUUUAAGCGAGACUACGACUCCUAACGAGUUUAACGCGGCUAGGGUUUCUCUUGGCGUUCUCGGCGUUAUAUCUCAGGUUACUUUUGAAUUGCAACCGAUGUUCAAAAGAUCGUUGACGUAUUUGAUGAAAGACGAUUUGGAUUUUGAUGAUCAAGACCCGAUAUUUGGGGGAAUACAUGAGUUUGCGGAUCUUGUAUGGUUACCGAGCCAAGGCAAAGUGGUGUAUCGAAUGGACGACCGAGUUGCAAAAAAUCUGGAAAGGGUGUCGUCAUCUUGUUCUGGGACAUAA
This is a messenger RNA of Thlaspi arvense, 828 nucleotides long. The record is from the annotation of a GenBank genome assembly. Lineage: Eukaryota; Viridiplantae; Streptophyta; Magnoliopsida; Brassicales; Brassicaceae.